AUGGAGGACCAACUCAUGGGCCUGCUGGGCAACACUCAGCUCGCUGACGAAGGUGUCAGGAAGCAAGCUGAACUCGAGCUCAGACAGGCACAGGCCAACCCAGCAUUCGCCCUGUCUCUGGCCAACGUCGCCGCCCACGCCUCCGUCUCCACCGAGAUCCGUCAGGCCGCUCUCAUCACCCUGCGCAAGUUUAUCGAGCGCAAUUGGAGCGAAGAUUCCGAAGAUGAUGAUGAUGACAGCAGUCCUCGUAUCCCUAUUCCAGAUCACAUUAAGGACGAGCUGCGUCCAAAGCUGCUGGAGCUUGCCAUAAGCGAUGACAACGAGCGCAAGGUCAAGGCUUCGGUCAGCUACGUGGUGAGCAAAAUCGCCAACGUCGAUUUCCCCGAACGAUGGCCGGCUCUUGUCCCUACCCUCUUAAGCGUCAUGCCUGCUGGCUCCGACAAUCAGCUUCACGGCGCUUUGAAAGUACUCAACGACUUUGUGGAGGAGAACCUGAGCGAAGACCAGUUCUUCACCAUGGCUCGUGACAUUGUUGGCGCCGUCUACCAGGUUGCGUUGAAUGAGCAAAGAAACGGUCUGCUCCGAUCACUUGCCGUGUCCGUCUUCCGAACGUGCUUCGACCUCCUUGAUAUGGUCAAGGAUGAUCACCCAAAGGAGGUCAAGGGGUUCGUAGAGGAGGCGCUGGGCGGAUGGCUACCAUUUUUCCAACAGGUCCUGAAGACGCCGCUACCUGAAGGAGUCUCGGCCAAUGGCCAGCAACCCGAUGUUUGGAGAGGCCCGGUUGCUUUGAAGCUUCAAGUUGCCAGGACCCUGAUCAAGAUCAAGAUGGUGUUUCCGUCUCUCCUGCUGCCGCACAGCCUUGCCUUCUUUCAGAUCAUCUGGGAGGAGCUUACCAGGCUUCAGGUCCCUUAUGCCUCGCAAUACCUUGAAAAUGAUACCCAGGGCCGUCUUGAGGAUGCCGACGGUCUUCCAUAUACGUUGGACUUUUUGGUCCUGGAGGAGCUCGACUUCUUGAACCAGUGCAUGCGGGCAGCCCCGGUUCAAAAGGAGCUCGGUGCGCAAAGCACCCCUUGGAUUCUGGAUAUGAUCAAGCUGAUAGUGUCAUUUGCCCGGAUCCCGCACGAGGAGGAACAGCUUUGGGAUAUCGACGUCUCCUUAUAUCUUGCCGAGGAAGGCUCCAUAACAGCCAACUACACUGCGAGGACAGCAUGCGGUGACUUCCUGAUCAAACUUGGCGAGUGGCUAGUCCAGCCUACGCUCGAGGGGCUCUAUACUAAUACGAAAACCAUAUUCAGCACCGACAGCAGCGACUGGAGGUCACAGGAGGCGGCAUUAUAUCUCUUCACCAUGUUGGCCACGGAUAUGCAAGAGUGCAACAAGGAAAUUUCCCAACCGAUCUUGCAAGGCUAUUUGGAGCUUGUGAACUACGCCAUAAGCAGGGUCGAACAGCCGCUCCUGCAGGCACGCGGCUACUUGGUGUCUGGCACAAUAGCCAAGGGUUUCCCGCCUGCAUUGGCUUUGUUGGACCCUACGAUCAACGCCAUCCGAUCAGACCCGUCAGAGCUGGUUCAAGUUGCGUGUAUCAAAGCGCUCGAGAACUAUGUUCGUUCAGGAGUGGUCCCAGGCGACCGCCAGCUACACAUCCUGGGGGCCAUUGAGUCUUUCCUCAACAGCAAGGACUUGCAAGACAUUGAGGAUGCGGACGACCUGCUUGUAGCCCUAACCGAGUCUCUGCGUGCUGCCAUCAGCAUCAACCGCAGGGUUGUUCUUGCCCCUGAUAUCAAGUCUCUCGACUUGCUAUUCCUAGUUGCACAGCACGGUGCCCAAAACUACCAGGUCACCAUGCUGGUAAAUGAAGUCUUUGAGGAGAUAGUUCAGGAGUUGGCAGCCGACUCGGCUUCCUAUGCCACUCUCUGCACGCGGGUGCUGCCCACCUUGACCGGAGCACUGAACUACGGAGAGAUGGCGCAGAACGAACCGCUGAUUACUCUUGCCGCGGAACUCAUCGCCGUGCUCCUCGAGUCGGGAGUCGAGCCUCUGCCGGCCGGACUUGUUGCUCAGCUCCUGCCCAAACUGAACAAGAUCUUGAUGGAGUCUGACGAGGGCGAGAUUCUAAGGCCUGCCGCCGAAGCCGUCAAGUACAUGGUCAUGCACGAUCAUCACCAGGUGUUUGGUUGGCAGGACGAGCAGUCCAAGUGCUUUGGCCUUGAAGUGUGUCUGUACAUAAUCGACAGACUUCUGGGCCCCGGCAUUGAGGACAACGCAGCCUCGGAGGUUGGCGGCCUCGCCGCAGAGCUGGUGGAGAAGGCCGGCCAAGAGCGCCUGGGCCCCUAUCUUCUCAAGCUGCUGCAGGCCGUCGCCACAAGGCUCGCAUCUGCCAGUGCAGCUCAGUUCAUUCAGUCACUCAUUCUCGUUUUCGCCCGCCUUUCGCUUGCUGGUGCAGCCGACGUCGUGCAGUUCCUGAGCGGUAUCGAGAUCGGAGGGCAGAAUGGGCUGCAGGUGGUCCUGAGUAAAUGGCUGGAGAACUCGACGUUCUUCGCCGGAUUUGAUGAGAUUCGGCAAAACGUCAUCGCCCUCUCAAAGCUCUACUCUCUGAACGACCCGAGGGUAGCCCAGACGAUGGUCAAGGGAGACCUCAUCAUUGACCAGUCCAGCAGUAAAAUUGUGACAAGGUCACGAUCCAAGCAAACGCCUGACCAAUAUACUAUGAUCCCGGCAUCGCUCAAGAUCCUCAAGGUGCUCAUAGACGAAUUGUUGUUUGCGUCAGGAAAGCAGGAAGCCGCCACGGCGGCAGCACAAGCGGCCAAAAUGGCGGAGCUGGACGAGGACGAUGGUGAUGAGGGCUGGGAGGAUGAGCCUGACGUGCUGGACCUCGGCCUGGGUUCGACCAAGAAUGAUCUCAUGUCGUACUUUGAGGGCGGUGGCAACCGUGCUCGAGACGACGAGACACAGGCGUACCUGACCGACUUCUUUAUGCGAGCGGCUCGCGAGAACAUCGGUGGCUUCACCGACUGGUACACGCAGCUCAACGAGGAGGAAAAGGGCAAGCUCAACGAACUCGCAGCUCAGUGA
Molecule: messenger RNA, 3072 nt
Organism: Pyricularia pennisetigena
Lineage: Eukaryota; Fungi; Ascomycota; Sordariomycetes; Magnaporthales; Pyriculariaceae
Exons: 5
Coding region: 1-3072 (1023 amino acids)
Biological process (GO): protein import into nucleus
Cellular component (GO): nuclear envelope; cytosol
Molecular function (GO): small GTPase binding
Source: RefSeq, a predicted model, not a curated record